GUUUUUGUUAACUUAGUAAGUUAGUACUAUUAAUACCGCGAGGUCGACAGUAACUUGUAUAGCUAAGUUUUACCUUACAAUAAUUUAUAUUUUAUAUUGAAUGUAAGAAGUGCCUAAUAAAAUAUGACUAAAUUUUCAUUAUCCGACGAGGAGAAAUUAAUAGAAGAAGUCCAAAAAUACCCCGUCAUAUACAUGAAAAAAGGACAAAGAACAAAAAAAAACCAAGCAUGGAGCCAAAUAACAAAAAAGCUGGGUGUUUUUACCGAAGUUGAUCUAAGACGUCGUUGGAAGUCCAUUGUGUGUACGAGAAACAGAUUGAAAUUAAACGGCGAAAACAAUGAAUAUUUACCGAAAAAACGUAAAACUAAAUGGUCGACGCUAUUUUCUAAAUUGUCAUUUUUAGACGACGUGGACAAUAUUCUUAACUACACGUCGGAUUACAUGUCCGACACGAAUGACCACCAAAGUGAAGACGUAAAAGAAAAUUCACCGUCUCAAAUAAUCAACAAAACCAUGUUCUCCUCUAAUGUGCUACCCAAAUCCCUCAACUAUGAUAUUGAGGCGUUUUUUGAAUCCGCCACGAAUAGGGUGAAACGGCUAUCCACUCGUGGAGUUAUAGAAGCACUAUGGGUAGUUAAUAGUGUGUUGAAACAACUGGAAUUAAAAAACAUUCAACCCAAGACGGAUGAACGCAUCGACUACGACCCGCCUAUAAUAAUCGAUAAAAUAAAUACUAUUUAAAAAAUCCAUUAUUGAUCGGACAGAUUAUAAUUUUUUUUUUUUAAAUAAAAAAUGUGAAAUAUACAGUUUAAAAAAAAAACUAAAAUCUGUCAGAUCAUCAUAUUGUAUACACCUUGUACGACCUUAUCUUAUUUUUAAGCAGUGAUGCUUAUACUUACCGAUAAAUUUAAAUAUUUACUUUAAUUUUUUUUUUUUUUUUCAUAACAAAUUUAUGUUUCUAAACCGUUAUUAUAAUACUUGUAAUUUAAUAACUUUUUUUUAUUAACAUAAUACAUUUUUCGCCAAAGGGGCAAAAUCAUUUUGCAGUCCCUCCCCUCUCACCAUUAUUUUACUCAUCUAAUAAUAUUUUAACUGAUUUUUUUUUCUUUUAUAACUACUUUGAAUAGGUAUUUAACAAAUGUAUAAUACUAUUUAUUAACUGUAUACAGUGUGUGCACUUAUAAUUUUUCUUAAAAAAAUGCUACUAAUUAGUAAAAACUGUUUAAAAAAAACAAUAAAACAAAUUUAAUGUUUACGCUGAGAUUGUCGA
Messenger RNA from Adelges cooleyi (spruce gall adelgid), 1270 nucleotides. RefSeq lists its product as uncharacterized. Bases 124 to 741 code for a protein of 205 amino acids. NCBI's taxonomy places the organism in Eukaryota, Metazoa, Arthropoda, Insecta, Hemiptera, Adelgidae. The record is from RefSeq and is a predicted model, not a curated record. Gene Ontology annotation, biological process: regulation of transcription by RNA polymerase II. The transcript has 3 exons. Gene Ontology annotation, cellular component: transcription regulator complex; nucleus.